GACAGCAGGACUCCGUCCCGCGACUUGUACGUGUCCGCCAUGCUGCUGAGCGCGGCCGGGGACGCUCUGGGCUACAGGAACCAGCUGUGGGAGUACUGCAAAUCCGGAGCCCAAAUCCACAGCCAGCUGAAGGAUCUGGGGGGGCUCCCGAACAUAACGGCGUCUCUGCCGGACUGGCCGGUCAGCGACGACACCGUGCUCCACCUGGCGACCGCCGAGAGCCUGGCCACAGAGAAGCUGGAUGAAGACUUGUACCGCGAGCUCGCUGAGAGAUACGUGUCCGCCAUGUCUGAUAUGGAGGGGAGGAAGCCCGGGCCCACGAGCAUUCUGGGAACCUCUCAGCUGCGCCCGGGGGAGCCUGGAGGGUAUCGCAUCCCAUUUAACCCCUCAGCAACCGGCUGUGGAGCAGCGAUGAGAGCCAUGUGUAUAGGACUCAGGUUUCCCCGACCAUCAGAACUGCCUCUCCUGGUCGCCGUCAGCGUGGAGAGCGGGAAAAUGACUCACAACCACCCCACAGGGUACCUCGGAUCUCUGGCAUCGGCCCUCUUCACAGCGCUGGCAGUACAGAGGGUCCCCCUGGAAUUAUGGGGGUUGCGGUUGCUGGAGGCUCUUCCUGUGGCUCUGGAGUACAUCCGCUCUACUGGGAGCGACGUGGAACGCCAUGUGGAAGUGUGGGAUUAUUUCCGGGAAAGCUGGGAGAGGUACCUGGCAGAGAGGGGUCUAUCCCGGGGCUCCGGAACGGCUGUGUUCCCUGCUCUGUACGGCCCUGAAGAGAGGGACAGGGAGUACGCUCGCUGGUGUCUGGAUGACUGGGCGGGGAGGAGUGGCCAUGAUGCUCCAAUGAUUGCGUAUGAUGCCCUGUUAGGAGCAGGAGACUCAUGGGAGGAGCUGUGCAGCCGUUCCAUGUUCCAUGGAGGUGACAGCGACUCCACGGGCGUGAUUGCCGGCUGCUGCUGGGGGGCUCUGUAUGGACUGUCAGGGGUGCCGAAGGGGAAUUACAGCGAGCUGGAGUACAGAGACAGACUGGAGAGUGCAGCUGGAUCGCUCCACAAGCUGGCCUGGCCCGGGCACUGACGGUGAAGGAGCCGCGUGGCCU
Messenger RNA from Nanorana parkeri, 1096 nucleotides. RefSeq names its product protein ADP-ribosylarginine hydrolase-like. The record is from RefSeq and is a predicted model, not a curated record. Gene Ontology annotation, biological process: protein de-ADP-ribosylation. Lineage: Eukaryota; Metazoa; Chordata; Amphibia; Anura; Dicroglossidae. Bases 40 to 1074 code for a protein of 344 amino acids. Gene Ontology annotation, molecular function: magnesium ion binding; ADP-ribosylarginine-[protein] hydrolase activity. The transcript is spliced from 8 exons.